AUGACCCCCCAAAACCUCAUGCUCCUUCCUCUUUCAACCCCUAAAUUAUCCAUUGGAUGCCCAAUACUAGAUCACUGCUUUGGGGGUGGGAUAGCCUGCAACUCCAUAACAGAAUUAGUAGGGGAGAGUGGUUCUGGGAAGACGCAGCUUUGUCUCCAACUUACGGUACGAGCUCAGCUCCCACCCUCACAUGGUGGACUAGGGGGCUCCUCCAUCUACAUAUUCACAGAAUUCAGCUUCCCAUUUCGUCGAUUGCAACAACUAGGCAACCUUUAUCAUGCAUCAUACCCCAACUUAAUAAGGUUGGAGCCAUUGGAAGACAUAUAUGUUCAUGGUGUUCAUGAUGCUCAAGAACUCAUCCAUGUCCUUGGAGACAUAGAAGCAUUUAUUGCCAUUGAUCACACCCACCUACCUGUGAAACUCAUUGUCAUUGAUUCCAUUGCUGCAUUGUUCCGAUCACAGUAUCAAAUAAGUAUGGGUUGGCGGUGGUUGUCACCAACCAAGUGGUGGAUUUUAUUGGGCCACAUCAUGGAGUGA
Prunus dulcis (almond) is the source of this 537-nucleotide messenger RNA. Its product is annotated as DNA repair protein XRCC3 homolog. Gene Ontology annotation, cellular component: replication fork; Rad51C-XRCC3 complex. The coding region runs from base 1 to 537 and encodes 178 amino acids. Gene Ontology annotation, biological process: t-circle formation; resolution of mitotic recombination intermediates; double-strand break repair via synthesis-dependent strand annealing. The record is from RefSeq and is a predicted model, not a curated record. Gene Ontology annotation, molecular function: ATP-dependent DNA damage sensor activity; four-way junction DNA binding; ATP binding. The transcript has a single exon. Lineage: Eukaryota; Viridiplantae; Streptophyta; Magnoliopsida; Rosales; Rosaceae.